This is a messenger RNA of Talaromyces rugulosus, 1317 nucleotides long. RefSeq lists its product as uncharacterized. Gene Ontology annotation, molecular function: oxidoreductase activity. The record is from RefSeq and is a predicted model, not a curated record. Lineage: Eukaryota; Fungi; Ascomycota; Eurotiomycetes; Eurotiales; Trichocomaceae. The coding region runs from base 1 to 1317 and encodes 438 amino acids. The transcript is spliced from 3 exons.
AUGUCGAAGGUCCAAAUCGUCCAGCUCAAGGACAUCGACGUCAAGCAACUGGCAAGCCAGCUUGUAGGCUAUCUGCGAAAGAGCAAGAACAUCUCAUUCAAACAGUAUGUUUCUUAUGGAUUACCCGCUCUGUUCCUUUACCUUCUCAUCCAAGGCCGCCUCCGCUACUCCCGGGCUCGUUACCUGAAAAACAAGUACCCGUAUACUCGAGAUACCUUUUGGAGAAUGACCGACCACGACGCAUGGGAAAUCCAAAAAAAUAUCCUGCAGCUUGAGUUCCCUUUUAUUAGCCUGAAGGCCCUUCAGUUUGCAUUGUUCAGAACCUACGGCAUCCCAACCAUAUCCAGCUUGCUGGCCAAAACAACGCAGUUCUCGGACACUGCCACAUCGUUCAAACGAUAUGCCGACACCGCCGUCUUAAUCGGUGAGUUCAUGGCUUUUGAACCCUCCUCGCUCCGAACACACGAGGCCAUUGCGCGCACCAAGUUCCUGCAUACAGGCUACCGCAAGAGUGGCAAGAUCCUGGAAGACGACAUGUUAUACACACUUAGUCUAUUCGCUUUGGAACCAAUCCGCUUUAUCGAGACCUACGAGUGGCGCAAUCUCACAGACCUUGAAAAAUGCGCUAUUGGCACAUAUUGGAAAAGUCUUGGCGAUGCACUGGCAAUCAGCUAUGAAGGCCUUCCAUCUGGGGCGAAAGAAGGACCCAGUGGAUUUCGCGAUGGACUUCACUGGCUGGAAGAGCUAAAUGCAUGGAGCCAGGCAUAUGAAAUCACCAACAUGAAGCCCAGUGCAGCCAACAAAGAAGUCGCAGAUAAGACCACUGAUGUCUUGGUCUUUGCGCUGCCACGAUUCUUGGAACCGGUCGGUAUAGCCUUUGUCUCAUUUAUCAUGGAUGAUAGAUUGAGAAAGGCAAUGAUGUAUGACUCGCCCAAUAAAAUCUAUAGUACAAUUUUCUCCUCUAUACUUCAAACCCGGAAAUACUUUCUGCGCUACCUCGCUCUUCCGCGUCCGUUUUACAUGCGCUACGACGUCUUUACUGCAGAACCCGAUGAACGCGGUCGAAAUUUCAUCAAGAUUUGGGACGCGGUCCCGUAUUAUGUCAAGCCCACGCUAUGGAAUCGCUGGGGUCCUGCAUCCUGGUUAAAGCGGGUAUCUGGCUUGCCAUUGCCAGGUGAUGAAGGAGAUAAAUACCGCCCCGAAGGGUAUCAGACUUCGAGUGUUGGGCCAAGGUAUUUCGAGGGCAAGGGAGUCACUCAGAUGGAGGAGACCAAAGCAAACCUUAGGAGGGGAAGAACGGGCGGAUGCCCGUUUUGA